Messenger RNA from Diorhabda carinulata, 5027 nucleotides. RefSeq lists its product as uncharacterized. The transcript has 3 exons. Lineage: Eukaryota; Metazoa; Arthropoda; Insecta; Coleoptera; Chrysomelidae. The coding region runs from base 230 to 757 and encodes 175 amino acids. The record is from RefSeq and is a predicted model, not a curated record.
CACAGUUGACUGAAGAGAGUUGUUAUAAACGAACAAGGUUACCCGCUUCGGUCAUGAUCAUUCUAAUUUAUUCCAACACGAACGUUUAGUUAAGGAGAGUCUGUGGUUUGUUUAGUGAAGAAUACUUUGAUCAAAUAAGUACGAACAGUAAAAAAACCGCUAUGCGUUGCAUUAAUGACAUUAUUCGUGCCUCGAAAUGUCUUUAGUGUGAGGUAGGUUGUAUGGAAACAUGAAUAAGUUAUCGGUUCUAUUAGUGGUCUGUGUUUUAAUAACAACAACGAAUACCGAGUUGAUGCGAUGGGAACAUUCGAAUGGUUGUAUAGGAAAUAUAUGUUACAGGGAUUCCAGUUAUCCUCAUGAAGAAAUACAGAAUAUGUGGACGAAAAAUUCGAAAGGAUUAUCCAAAACAUUUGGAAAUCUGAAUACCAGAAUAGAACGUACUAAAUUUAAUACAGCAGCGACUUGCGAUCUUUGUCAGAGUAAGACUAAUUUGGUGGUACAAUUAGUUAGUAUAAACGAACCAAAUGGAAAAUUGUAUAUAGCACCAACUAUGAAGUACAAUCCAAAAAUAAAAGUAGUUGUAUGCCAGAAUAAUGCAAGUUGUGAAGUACCAAAUAGACCGAAUGAUUUUACUACGAGCUGCAUACAAGUUAAAAGUACAAUGAGCCUUCUUGUUUACAACUCAACGACGAAACAAUUUCUUCCACAUAUUAUUAAUUUCCCCAGUGGUUGUGAAUGUAUGUUCCAUGCAUCCUAAAUAAGUAAGAAACAGAAGCGCUCCUGGGAAAUAUGGAAAAAAGGAAACUAGAAGAAGCAGAUAUACAUAUUUAGGCGAACUGCCCUACAGAAUAUCUGCCUUAUUUUUGAAAUAAAAACUUCUGUAAACGCUAAAUUUACUUCCAAAAAUGAUAAUUUAAAAUAAAAUGUCCCUACACUGUAUCUCAGGUAUUAUUAAAGGUAUAGACAUGCAAUUUUCGCGAUCCUGUAUCACUUUUUUGUAAAACUUUUAAACCAACAAACAGAAAAAUUCCGAAAACAAAAAUGUUCACUUUUAGAGAUGUUAUUAUUUCUCAGGUCCUGUAUGAGAUAGAAAAAAAAUGGAAACUGCUUAUAAUAGAUAUUUAACCCUCACAGCUCCGAUGACUUUGAAAAUUUACUAUAUUGUAGAGGUGAUCAUGCUGAUUAAUUUGAUAUGCAUAUGAUAUAGGGCGCGGAAAUCAUAUUUUCACAUAGUUUUUUAUAAGUUGAUAACUGAAUCAAUAUACUGAUUUCUUUGCAUGCAAUAUUUCUCAGAAACGGUUUAUCCCAUCAAGAUGACAUCACUAUCUAAGGAAAUUGUGCAAAACUUUGCUUACAUUUGUCGAAUAUAUGCUUUUUGUAUGAUAAAUUUUCAUAUACAUUUGAAGCAAUUCAUUACUCAUAAAAGUGAAGCUAGAAUAAUUUCACAGAAUAGAUUUUUCGAGCUUAUAGCAAUCGCGAUGCAAUUAUUGACCUAACUUUACCUAACCUAACCUAAUUUAACCCAACCUAACCUAACCUAAUCUUUUUUUUUGGUGUGGGUGGGAAAAUCUUCGAAAGACGCCUGGGAAGGUAUCCCAGGUGUGCUGGAUUCGUCUGCUGACCGGACGCCUACCAGCUAAAAACCCACCCUCUUUUCCACAGACACGUGCGGUAUAAAUAAACUGUAUAAAUAAAAGUAAAACCUAAACUUUAUUGUAUAAAUAAAAAGUGAAAAUUUCCUAAACCUAAUUGUAUAAAUAAAAUCCCUAAGCCUAACUGUGUAAAUAAAAAUCUAGAAAGUGUAAAAACAUUCCUAAUCCUAUAUUUAUAAUGUUUUCUAAUCCUAAUUAAUUGAAUAAAAUUUAAAAACUUGUAUAAAUAAAAAAAUAUUGAAAUCUAGUAUAAAUAAAAUGAUAAAAUGAAUUAAGACACUACACAUAAUGACACAAAAAAACCCAACAGUUUCAAUCGUCUCGUUCUCUUUCCUUUUUUUCCUUAGCCUUCAUUUUUCCCGUAACAAUCUCGAUAAUCUGGUCGUAAACCUUUUGAUGUCUAAUGGUAGCGUUCAUUAUUGCUUCGCAAUUCGGGUUGCCGCUGCCGCCGUCUUCUUCUCCCAGUUCUGGACCACUUUCGAGUGGUCUAGAACUCUCCUUGUAUUUCGGGGCAGCUCUAUGGCCCCCAGUUCCUGUAAAAUUUACCAGAAGCUUCGCCGAAGACACCGGAUGUCUCUUCACCUUCAACUACCAAGAAUUGGGGGUCACCGAGCUGCCCCGAAAUACAAGGAGAGUUCUAAACCACUCGAAAGUAGUCCAGAGCACUCCUUGUAUCAACUACUUAUUCUUCCAUUACAUCAGCUCCCAAAUUAUUAGAUCUCAGUAAGUCCUCAAGGUACUCGAAGGUCUACGGAAUCGGUACGCUCGGAAAUAAUGGACUAAAAUCAAAGGAGAUUAAAAUUUCUCCAUCUCCAAUUUCUGUAGACUUUGUUGACGUAAUUGAUUUUUUGAUUUUGGUUAAAAACCAAUUUGAAAAUUCCAAUCGAUUAAAUCGAUCGUCAGGACGCAAUUAUUGAACAAUAUUUAUCUUAUAACGGUUUAAAUUUAUGCUUUUCUAAAAAUUUUUGCACUUUUGAUUUUGAAUCGUCUAUGUGUUCUUUUAUUUUUCUACUUUGGGGUCUUCUUUCCGCACACCGCUAAAAAAUUAAGUUGUGCUAGAUUGUUUCCUGCUUUUUUUGGAUAAAAAUAGCAGUAUCUACGAACCAGGUGAUCAAACAGAACCACGUAAUGCUAUCCGAUAUCUAGAUAUGUUUUCAUUCAUUAAAUCGGUACCACCCAUUGAAGCAUUAUUCCUUGCAAUGUGGCCUGUUUGUGACAGAAGUUUGCGACUAACUAAGCUAACCCCGGACCGCCGAUAACAUUUAAACCGAUGGACAGUUUGUUUAGGAAAAAACGUCCCUACGUUACGGUGUCGAUAAUAUUCAUUUCAUAUCUCGUUCGAGACACUUUAUCUAUAUUGCACAUGCUUGAAACUGCGCAGAACCGAGCUGAAACCUCGGAGGAUGGAGAAAUCAUUGCCAUUUUGUCUUCUUUAGUCCAAACAGCUCCACUUAUAGAAACUGUACAUAGUAUAUCAUGAUCUGUUUAAAGUGACGUUUGAGGUUUAUUAUGCGAGUCCCAUCACCAAAAGAUGGGUGUCUCUACAAAUGUCAUGUAAAUUGACAAAAAAUGUUCCCACAUCAGCACAAUUGAAUGCCCUUACGAAACUACAACAAUCAAUUAAUGAAGUUCGUGGAUACCUAAUAAGAAAUGAUUUCCGUCAUUCAACUUGGUUCUCAUACCAAGAAUAGGCAUUUUAAUAUUAUUAUUCAUUUUUUUUCCUUCGGAAUGUUUGUCGAGUCAUGCUAAAAAAAUAGGAAAAAUAUUGUCUUUCAAAGUGGUACACACUAACCGAGUUAAAUCUCAGAACUCACAAAACUAAAUGGCCACGUUGUAGAAAAAAUACAGAGAAAUGUGCCGGUUAAUUUAGCCGAAAUCAGUGUUCCCAUCUCUCAAAAAUUUAUCUCUAUAAAACCCCAAAAAUUCCAAACAAUCAAUAAAUGAUUUCAUUCAACAAUUUUAAUUUUUUUAAAUUCUUUAUUCAUAAAUUAUCAAAAACUUCGAAUACCUAACAAAUAUUUUUCUUCAGAUUCUGAUUUUUUGGAAUCAUACAUACGUUAAAUAAUUUGAAAAUAUUUGGAGAUGGUUGUAGUGCUUUGCCUGUUUCCUAAUAAUAGAACAUCCGAUUUCACAUUUUUUCCCCUAAAUCUUUGGGGAAAACCACUAUAUUAGUCCAAAAUAAAGUUUUUCGAGGUAUAACGCAUGUUUUUGUGAUUGAGUCGAACUCGAAAGCGAUCAAUCGAUUGACUUAAUUCACAAUGGGGUAGUUUACCCUCUAUAUUUAUAUUGUUAUUAUAUAUUUCAUUUUUUUUGUACUUUGUGGAUGUAUUAUGUUCUUUUGUAUUAAAAUUCAACUAUAUAUCUAUACAUUUAACAAUUUUCCACAUUAUAUCUGCAGAAUGAGAGUGCAGUAGGUACGCGCAAUAGAUAAAUAAAAAGUGCAGCUGAUAGGAGCGAAGGAAUUGAAAAUUUAUAGUCCAGUGAAACUCAUCCAAGCUACGACACCUUAAUAAAUAAUAAUGAAAAAAUAAUAGUUAUUUGCGAGAAAAUCAAACAAAUAUCGUUUAUCUGUCUGUUAAAUACAGAUAGACAUAAGACCUCUAAUAAUUUUGAUAUCUACAAGUUGUUUUUUUAACUUCCUCGGACUACAUGGUAAUUUAUUUGUAGAGGGCCAAUGCCUUUUGCGUUUUGGAUUAUCAUAUAGCACCAAUUUUUUUUUUGCAAGCGAUCAAAAAACUUAAAAACUAAGUGAGUUGUUGCCAUCGGUUCUAAUGGAAAAAUCUAGUUACCAAGAAGAAAAUUACUGACCAAACCCGAUUUCAGGACAAACUAGUUUUGUCUGGGCUAAACUAAUAAUACCAGUUAAGCCUAGUCCAAACUCUUUGAGUUGUAUAUUUAACAUUUUGGUAAUUUAAACAGAAUGUGUUACAGGUUACGUGAUUUGAUGGAAGAUUUAUGUCUUGCAAAGACAAAUUGUUGUCUUGGUAUUUGGCAAAUUAAUCAAAAGAAUCAAAGAUAUUGUAAAAUAUCAAAGAUAUUUUACAAUAUGAUACAACUCAUUCUACAUGCACUCAUUACCCCAAUUAAAGCAACCUAAAAUUGAUGAAUUUUAUGAAUCAAAUAUGUGAAAGAUUUUUUUUUAUAUUUUAUUUUGUUGCUAGGUGUUUAUCAUUAGAUGCUUUAGUUAAAAAGUUAUUCAUAUCUAAACAUUCUGAUUUUUCUUAUGAUAAUGCUCGCAGUUUUUUAUAAUUUUAUAAAUUAAUACCUUGGUGUAUCAUAUUUCUAAGCAUUGAAUAAUAGAUCCAUAGCUUUGAAGCUUUAUAUUUUACCGAUAACUCAAUAAAGUAUACAAACAAAAACGAUUCAGAGAGUAAA